GUGUAAAAAUAUAUACCUACGCACAUACAUAGGUACAAAUGAUACUGAGAUUGUUUGAGAUACAGAUGAAGUAUGCUCUAAAUUUGGUAAUGGCAAUGUUGGCGUCAAAAAAUCGACCGUACCGACGACUGAAGUACUUACAUACAUAUGUAUAUAAAAAUAAGAGAUUGAUGUAUUCAAGCUUCGCCCAAUUUGAACAUGGAUUCAUUUAUUAUAUAUCAAUACAAAAUAUGGAUUGGAACCCCGAUCUAUUUGUAGCUUUUUAUAAAACCAUAAUAUUAAGCCAGAUGUAUUAGAUUUUAAAAUUACACAUGUAACUGAAUUAUUGACGAAGUACUUAAAAGCGAACUUUGUAUGAAAUUUAUAUCACUGUUUUUUAGAAAAAUAAACCAAGAAAUAACUCUUUUGAUUAUAGGACCAGAGGAAUUGAGACGAAAACGUCAAAGGACUGAUGGCGAUACAAUGCAUUUCUCGCCGCAACAACAAAGUGAUCACCCAGGUGGUCGCAUUACAAAUUGGAAUACACCCAUUAUACCAGCGAUUAAGACGGAACCAAGAGAAGCAUCACCCCAACCAUUUAACUUAUAUCGCGGAACUUCGGAGAUGACUCCAUCUCCCCAGCCUUUAUCACCGCCGAAUAAUUACAAUCAUCCAAAUACACCAUCACCAUAUAACAUGACUGCAGGAGGAAAUACACCAUUGAUGUCGCCUAGCCAUCAAUAUCAAGGGAGCACCGCGGUCGGGGGAGUUCCACCAAAUACUGAUACAAUGCCCAUUCCACUAGAGAUGCAUAACGAGUUUAACUCAUAUAGAGGUGGUCAGCCACAGCCAGUACAACUCCAUUCGCGGCAGUAUGUGCGUCAUUCUGAACUGCCACAACAGCAGGACUCACAUCAACAACCACAGCAUAAUCAGCAUCAGCCACAGCAGCAGGAAUAUCAUAAUCUUCUUUACGGCAAUACAGGGGCAACAAAUUGGGAGGAAAAGUAUUCUAAUGUGCUACCGGUAAUGGGCAAUAUGAGCACAGCAGCAGCAAUAGCAAUGAAUAAUCUUAAUGCAAACAACAACCAGUUCAAUUUGCAGAAUUUGUUAACGGCGACAGCCACUGCUAUGUCAGCUGAAACGCAAAAUCCGCAUUGGAAUUUUCCACCAAAUCAUGAGCAGAAUGCACAACUACAGCAUCAAAUGCAAAUUCAACAACAGCAGUCACCGCAAUCACCAUUCCAGCAACCAUCGAAUAACAAUCACGAUGCGACAAUGGUAAACUUGUCAAGGAGCAACAACGCAAACAUUGCGAACAUUGUUGAUACUGUCGGAGACGGUGAUCAGGGACCAACGAUAAGUAACUUAUUGAAUUUCGAUAGUGGGCAGCUUGUGCACAUCAAUUCUGAGGAACAGCAAAUGCUUCGACUCACCUCCGAAGAACUCAGACUCUCCAAUUUGUCUAUAUCGUCGUGACGAUGAAGUGUAGUACAUCAUUAGUUUAAGGAAACCCCUAAUAUUGCAUAUUAUUUUUGGCCCCAAAACCGCAUCAACUCACAUAAGGGUAUGCAUGGGUUGAUGUUUAAGGUGAUUGAAAAAAUAAAUGCCAUACGUACAUGUCACGUCAUAGCACCUCUUACGGGCACCCUUAUACAUAUGCAUGUGAGUGUGUAAUUGCGAGAGAAAAACUUACGAAAUUAAAAUAUAAAUUUAUCAGUGUUUAGUCAUUGAGUUGUGCUUAGGUUUAAUCGUUUUCUAUUGUAUGUAGUAUAUUGAUCCAAAAAUUAAAUAACAAAUUAUUGAUA
Bactrocera tryoni is the source of this 1787-nucleotide messenger RNA. RefSeq names its product transcription factor mef2A-like. The coding region runs from base 355 to 1458 and encodes 367 amino acids. The transcript is spliced from 4 exons. NCBI's taxonomy places the organism in Eukaryota, Metazoa, Arthropoda, Insecta, Diptera, Tephritidae. The record is from RefSeq and is a predicted model, not a curated record.